Molecule: messenger RNA, 1582 nt
Organism: Nymphaea colorata (pocket water lily)
Lineage: Eukaryota; Viridiplantae; Streptophyta; Magnoliopsida; Nymphaeales; Nymphaeaceae
Exons: 3
Coding region: 97-681 (194 amino acids)
Molecular function (GO): cysteine-type endopeptidase inhibitor activity
Source: RefSeq, a predicted model, not a curated record
UUCACCUUUUCCUUCAGAAGUUUCGUCCCCAUCCUUCUCAAUUAGUCUCCACUUCCAAAGAGUUUGUCUUAGUUAGUGCUUGAUUAUCAUCCAGCCAUGGAACAUUUCCUUCUUCUCCAUUUCUUAGCGGCCACGUUAAUGGCCAUAAAGGCCACUUCCCUCAAGUGGGUUAUCAUCCCCAAUGUGGAUAAAGAUCCCCAUGCACAAGACUUGGGGGCCUUUGCUGUGGAUGUGUAUAACCAACAGAGCCAUGCGUACCUCAAGUUCUUACAAGUAGUGGAAGGAGAAGAACUGGAUCGUGGCAGUGAACAUUACACGUACAGAUUGGCCAUUAAGGUUCUGGACGACACUGAAACAAGGCUUUACUGGAGUGAAGUCUUACAAGAUCUGUCAGCACCUAGCCAACCUCCAGUACUGAACUUAGGCUCGUUCGCAUCGGUACCUCACCUUCCCUGGCUUCCGACUUGGAGCGACAUCCCAGAUGCAGCAAAUGACGAGCGAUUACAUCACUUGGCUCUGUUCGCUGUGGAAAUAUACAGCACACAGAACCAUGCCGUUCUUAAGUUACUGCAGGUGGUGGAUGGGCAGUGCAGCAGGAGAAUAUGGUUUCCAGACGAGUUCCACUCGCAAUGUCAAGGGAAAUGUUCAGCAAUUGGAAAAAACACCAACAGGAAAGACUAAAGAGUGGGUUGAUCUAAUAAGCUUGGAGCACUUUAAAGUUUAAAGUACUUGAUGCAGAUGUUGAAGAAUAACCAGAUGUGACAUUUCAAUGGUCAGAUGUAGAAUGAACUAACACUGAGCACAAGAUGCUGAUGAUGAACAGCCUGUACAUGCUCACAGUACGAUCUAGAAUUUUAAACAAGAAAAUAAAGAAGAAGAAGAUGAUGAUGAUGAUGAAUGAUAAUUCACGUUCAUGUUUUGUACUGAGAGGUUUAUUUGCUGAUGUUUUAACACUUUAAUUUAAAUUGAUGGAUGGUGGAUGUGAAACUGAUACUUAUCAGUUUGUUGUUUUCAUUCAUUUAUGAAUAAUAUUUUUUUAUUUUUCAUAGGAAUCUAAAUAUUUUCUGAUUUUUUGUCUACACCUUUUCUGAUUUUUCUUAAUAUUUUCAUACUUUAAAAAUUUUAAAAAUAAUUUACAAUUUGUUGUGCUGUUUUAUUUUAGAUCAGAUUAUGUAUCUCACUAUUGGUCUGACUAAUAGACAUAUGUUAAGCACUUUAUAACAUUGAUAAGCACAGUAGAUGAAAAUGUAUAAAACUCAUUAAAGGAAACAUAGAAUUUAGUGGUAUUUGGCAAUUAUAUGGAAUUUGGAGUUCAAGAUAGAUUGUAAGUUUGUAACCAAAGAAAGCAAAAUGCUUUCGUAAGCAAUAUCUGAGUCCCAAUAGCAACACAAGGUGUCGAAAUUGGGCAACAUCCAGGCACACUCCAAAAGAAAGAAUACACUUGCAACAAAAAAAUUAACAUGCUCAUGAGUCAUGAAUGUCAGGUAGAUACAAGACAGAUAAGGUUACAUGUCUGUAACUGGAAUAACACCAUGCAAAUAAACAAGACAGAACACAAAUAAAAUAAAAUAGGAUAAAAUUA